CAAAUAGGUAUUUAGGUAUCCCGGAACCGGAUCGUGUUUCCGCCCCCUUUCUCGCAUCGCCCGACUCACAAAUCACUGUCGCGCACGGGCACGGCCGAGUCGGCUCGUCCUUCCUCGGCACCGGACGGCGCCGGCAGCACCGACGAGAGGCGACAGCAUCGGGAUACCAUAUUAUCCCUUCUGGUGUGGCAUCUCGUUUCUCAGAUCUCGCUCCUCUCCAGCAACGCCGACGACAAGCGACCGCAUAAGGAAUUAGACUUUUAGAGGCAAUGUCAAGGGUGAUAAAGAAGUUCUUUAUUGCAUCCAUGAUCAUGUGGAUAGCUCCAGUAGUCAUCUUAUAUGGUUUUAACAAUCAUGUGUUUCCUGGUACAAGCCAUCUUUCUUCUUCAUCCCAAACACUUGUAAGUGGAUUCCUGGCUGUUAUAUCAGUGAAUCUGGUAAUUGGAAUCUACAUCUUCAUGGCACUGAAGGAGCCUAGCAACAGGGAGCACCAGCCAGAUCCUGCGUUUUUGGCAGAUGCAAAAGCUAGCAUCAACCAAACACAAGCAUCUACUGCGACAAGCAAUGACAGUGCAGAAACAAGGGAGAAAGCGGAAUGAGGCUUCGGGCUUACUUCAGAUGCUUUGCUUAAUUACCACCGAAUCAACGUUGUGUUCUUGUUUUUCGUCUAUACUUGAUUCGACAACAUUUGAAUGCAAAUAUUGCAUAGUUCACUGAAAGGUAUGCGAAGAUGAAUAUGUUUCAUGAGAGUCUAGCUAGGAAAAAUAUCGGCUUUCUAAUUUAGAAGAUCUUUGUUUU
Messenger RNA from Zingiber officinale, 798 nucleotides. RefSeq lists its product as uncharacterized. The record is from RefSeq and is a predicted model, not a curated record. Gene Ontology annotation, biological process: vacuolar proton-transporting V-type ATPase complex assembly. The transcript is spliced from 4 exons. Gene Ontology annotation, cellular component: endoplasmic reticulum membrane. Lineage: Eukaryota; Viridiplantae; Streptophyta; Magnoliopsida; Zingiberales; Zingiberaceae. Bases 270 to 599 code for a protein of 109 amino acids.